Molecule: messenger RNA, 2266 nt
Organism: Owenia fusiformis
Lineage: Eukaryota; Metazoa; Annelida; Polychaeta; Sabellida; Oweniidae
Source: the annotation of a GenBank genome assembly
AUUUCAACAUUAUAUUCCUAAACAUGGAACUUAUUUGUUAUUCCAUUGAUUGAUGGAUAAUAACAACAGCCAUAACAAUAUCUGAUCUAUCAAUAACACGAGGAACAAAACAACAUAGACUAGACUACUUAUAGUAUACUAUACUGGACCAUCAAGUGGGCGUGGCACUUGUCUUCUAUGAUAGAUGGCAUGAUGUACAUCCGGUUAGUAUGGAAUUUAAUUUUUGAAGGAAUUUAUUUUUGUUAUGCAUUUAUGCGGUAUUUACUUGGUUUCAACACUCUUAGACCAUUGUUUACAAUAACACGAACGAUGGAUUUACGAGGAAGAAUUGUAGUGUACUCCAUCGUUGGAUGUCCGCAUUGCAUGCAGGCCAAGAACACACUGACCGAGAAAAGCCUCCCGUACACUGACAUCAGCCUCUCUGACUAUCCCCAGUGCAGGGGCUUUGUAAAAGAGAAGACUGGUAAACAAACAGUGCCUCAGAUAUUCUUCAAUAGUACACAUAUAGGUGGCAAUGCAGAGCUCCAGACUCUUAUAACAGAGAAUGGCCCUGCUUGGGAGAAACUGCUUGAAGAUGUUAAACAUAAUGAGCCCCCUGCUGAUGCUCCCAAAAUGCCAGACCCUUCACUCAAGGUGAAAGAUGCAGAUGGUGAGAUAGAAUUUAUAUGUGAGCCUGAUGAAUAUGCUAAAUUAGUAGAAGAAUUGAAGAAGAGUGGGUUAAUCAAGGACCAUCGCAAGGGUCUCACGGUUCAUCGGAACUCAUUUAUUGGCAAAGAGUUUGUUGAUUGGGUAGUCAAGACUAAGAAUCUCAGUAGAGUCACUGCAGUGAAUAUUGGUCAGCAGUUGAUUGAUCAACAUUUUGGUAACCAGGUAGAUACCAAGGCACAUUUCCUGGAUGAUUCCACGUAUUACAGACUUAUAGAAGAUGACGACUCCAGUGCUUUGAAUGCUGGGGGAACGUCAUCUUGCCAACCAAGGCCAGCCUCUGAACUAGGUGAAGAUCUGAGAAAGCUGAUUCUUAAAAUCUACAAUGCCCAUUUGUCACCGGAUGGCAAGAAAGUUGACUACAAGGGUAUAGCAAACAAUGCUGAUUUUGCAACUUACAUGAAAUUAACAAAAGAGCUUGUACGGGUACAGGUAGAGCGCGCCACCAGAGAGACAAAGUUGGCAUUCUUCAUUAAUAUCUAUAAUGCAUUGGUUAUCCAUGCAAAUGUAGUGAAAGGCCCACCAGUCAACCUUUGGCAGAGGUACAAGUUUUUCAACACAGUGCGCUACAUAAUUGCAGGUCACUCCUACUCACUUCAAGAUAUCGAGAAUGGUGUGUUAAGGGCCAAUAGGAAAGGUGUAGGAAUGUUCAGUAAACCAUUUGGGAAGACAGAUGCAAGGCUGACUGUUGCCCUAAGUGAACCUGAACCUUUGAUUCAUUUUGCCCUGGUCUGUGGUGCCAAGAGCUGUCCUCCCAUUAAGACAUACUCUAGUGAUGAUGUCAUGGCUCAACUAAAGGUGGCGGCAGAGUCAUUUUUAGAGGGAGAUGAUGGAAUAUCUAUAAACAUGGCAAAGAAGGAGGUCAGCUUAUCCCAGAUUUUCAAGUGGUACAAACCUGACUUUGGAGAUACAAAUGAGGAGGUUGUCCAGUGGAUUAAGAAUGCAAUGGGAGAUGGUGAGAAACGUUCACUUCUUGUGGAACUCCUCCUUGGUUCAAAAUUCAAGGUCACAUACCAGCCAUAUGAUUGGGGGGUCAACUCAAAGUAAUCCUAUGAUAGAGGGGCCGUGUCAUAAUAGUUUACCAGGAAGUAAGCAGUAGAUAAGUGCAUUAUUAAUGGACUAGCAUUUCAAGCAAGGACUCUAGUUAAGGACUGUUAAUUCAAGCAGAGUUAUGGCGUCAUUGAAGAUGAAACCAUUAAAUUAUGAUACAUCAAACUGUAUUUUGACCUUUCAACAAAAGCUGUGGCUGUGUAAACUCAAGAUAUACAGCAAAUCACUUGCAACAUUCCUGUUAUGGGAAUGGACCUCAUUAUGCAGAAUAUUUUGAACAAUAGGGUUUUAGGAAAAUGAAGAUGGAAUGCAAUAGAUGUUAUGACAAUUCAUGACAAUGCAUACAAUAGUAUUGCUUAGUAAUACUCUGCAAUGCAAUGCUUUAUUUAAGGAAUAAAGAAUAAUUUAUCAUUUUAUAUUGGAAAGCAUGAGUGCAUUAUCAGAAUGGGUUACAUAUACUGGUGCUUUUCCAAUAUAGAAUGAUACAUGAUUCUUUAUUGCUAUCCAAACA